CCUUUUACAAAUUAUAUAUUAUUCUAGGUUCAUCCUCACAAUGGCAGAAUACCAGGAAGUUCGGGAGGCAGCCGGAGUGAAGUUGAUUGGGACGAAAGCACGUCAGAUAGUUAUCGAUGAAAACAUGAAUAUCGUUUUCUUGGGUCUUGUCUGGACGAGCAAAAACUGGGGCAAAUGUCCCGCCCAGAUCACUGCUGUGUUUGAAGAGGAUUAUCUGGAUGCGUAUGUAAGGCCUACUUGUACCAAAUACGUGGAUGGACAGUAUCUUAAAUGGACCGCUGAUCUUGAAUGGGAUGGAUCAACCAUGAAGAAAAAAGGCGAAGCGAUUCUUAAAGAUGACGUUCUUGAACUUGAGGCAGCACUGACUCUCCUGGUGGAAUGGCUCAAAGAAAAGGAACCAGUCGUCUGCGUGGUGGAAGACUUCAUGCUGAACGACUCGUGCAACCUUGUCAAGUUGCUAAAACAAGUUGGUCUUUACGGAACAUUCACCAGCAUUUGUCGUGGGUUCGUAAGAGGCUUCGCUAUUUUCGAGGACAAGAGGAUAAGCCCAGGAAAGGUCGGUCACAAUGCCCGGAGGUUAAGGAAUGCCAUGCAGGCUAUAGACUGCGACCUGCAGCUCCUCCAGGAAUACUCCAUGACCGUGGAGAGUGUCCAAGAGUAUCAUGCGGAUAAGGAGAGGACAUACUGGGCUCGAACCAGUUUUAAGGCUCUCUAUGACGGAAAUGUGAUCAGCAAAAGCCAUGCUUGGCGACUGGCGUAUGAGGGAUGGACGUUUGAGGAUAUGAAGAAAAUCUACAAGGACGACGGCGAGGAGGUCCUCAAGGCCAAGCUCCGUUUAGUUUCCCAUGACGAGUUUGUGAAUCUUCAAGGAAAAGUAAAGCCGGACGUGCUAAGCGAGGAAGACAUAAUCGGCAUUUGUAAUUUCUUGAAUGAAAACCUUUAAUUACUUUGUGCCGAUUUGCCUUUCUACCAGUAUCCAAAAUAUGUUGGUUGAUGUUUAGGAUAUUGCAUAGUAGUGCUUCCCCAACCUUUUUUAGUGACAUGGAGUAACAAAUCCUUUUUUUAAUGCUAGUUAUAUGUUCGAG
Molecule: messenger RNA, 1085 nt
Organism: Penaeus vannamei (Pacific white shrimp)
Lineage: Eukaryota; Metazoa; Arthropoda; Malacostraca; Decapoda; Penaeidae
Source: RefSeq, a predicted model, not a curated record